AUGGAGCCCAGGGGCAUCUUGAAGGCAUUUCCCAAGCGGAAGAAAAUUCACACCAACCCAUCAUCAAAAGUUCUUGCAAAGAUUCCUAAGACGGAAGACAGAGAAGCAGCAGGAGAGUGGCUGAGCUCCGUGCGGGUGCACGUUGUGCCCACCGGCAUUGGGAGAGCCCGGGCAGAACUCUUUGAGAAGCAGAUUGUCCAGCAUGGUGGCCAGAUAUGCCCUGCUCAGGCCCCAGGGGUCACUCACAUUGUGGUGGAUGAAGGCAUGGACUGUGAGCGAGCCCUCCGCCUCCUUAGACUGCCCCAGCUGCCCCCAGGUGCUCAGCUGGUGAAGUCAGCCUGGCUGAGCUUGUGCCUGCAGGAGAGAAGGCUGGUGGACACAGCAGGAUUCGGCAUCUUCACCCCCAAGAGGUACCUGGAUGAAGCACAGCUCAGCAAGGCAGACCAACUCUCUUUUACACCUCCUGGAGCCGGUGAGGCUCAGCCCAGGACAGCCCUGUCUCCUCCCCGACCUCCCACCAGACCUGUAUCUCCUGCCUGGAGGGCAGAGGCAGUUGCAAGCAUCCAAGCCCAGACUAGCUCUGAUGGUGAAACCAGUGAUGGGGAAGAGACCCAAGUUAGCGGUGCUGAUCUGGAAGCCCUGAUCAGCGGCCGCUACCCCACCCCCUUUGAGGGAGAUGGUGAGCCUAGCCCAGCCCCCAAGGGCCUGGAUAAGUGGGUCUGUGCACAGCCUUCGAGCCAGAAGGCAGUCAACCACAACCCCCAUAUCACAGAGAAGCUGGAAGUAUUGGCCAAAGCCUACAGUGUUCAGGGAGACAAGUGGAGGGCCCUGGGCUAUGCCAAGGCCAUCAAUGCCCUGAAGAGCUUCCACAAGCCUGUCACCUCCUACCAGGAGGCCUUUGGCAUCCCUGGGAUUGGAAAGCGGAUGGCUGAGAAGAUUGUCGAGAUCCUGGAGAGCGGGCAUCUGCGGAAGCUGGACCACAUCAAUGAAAGCGUGCCUGUCUUAGAGCUCUUCUCCAACAUCUGGGGAGCUGGAACCAAGACUGCCCAGAUGUGGUACCAUCAGGGUUUCCGGAGCUUAGAAGACAUCCAAAACCAGGCCUGUCUGACUACCCAGCAGUCCAUUGGCCUGAAGCAUUAUGAUGACUUCCUAGACCGCAUGCCCAGGGAGGAGGCUGCAGAGAUUGAGCAGACAGUCCGGGAAGCAGCUCAGGCCUUCAACCCCGGGCUCCUUUGCGUGGCAUGUGGUUCAUACCGACGGGGAAAGGCAACCUGUGGUGAUGUGGAUGUGCUGCUCACCCACCCGGAUGGCCGCUCUCACCAGGGCAUCUUCAGCUGCCUCUUGGACAGCCUCCGGCAGCAAGGGUUCCUGACGGAUGACCUGGUGAGCCACGAGGAGAACGGCCAGCAGCAGAAGUACCUGGGUGUGUGCCAGCUCCCGGGGCCAGGGCGGCGGCACCGACGACUGGACAUCAUCGUCGUUCCCUACAGCGAGUUCGCUUGUGCCCUGCUCUACUUCACCGGCUCUGCCCACUUCAACCGCUCCAUGCGGGCUCUGGCCAAGACCAAGGGCAUGAGCUUGUCAGAGCAUGCCCUCAGCACAGCUGUGGUCCGCAAUGCCCAAGGCCACAAGGUGGGCUCUGGCCAAGUGCUGCCCACCCCCACUGAGAAGGAUGUCUUCAGGAUCUUAGGCCUGCCCUACCGAGAACCCGCUGAGCGGGACUGGUGA
Molecule: messenger RNA, 1728 nt
Organism: Rangifer tarandus platyrhynchus (Svalbard reindeer)
Lineage: Eukaryota; Metazoa; Chordata; Mammalia; Artiodactyla; Cervidae
Source: the annotation of a GenBank genome assembly